GCCGCAAACAAUGGAGGCCAUGGAUGCCAGCAUCGAGCUCAAGCCGCAGCUUCAGAACCUGCCCUCUGGUGGUAGUGAAAAAGGUGAAUGCAGGGCAAUCGAGCGACCGAUGACGCGUUUCGAGCGUUCGCAGUCCUAUGGUGGGUGGGAGGAUACACAAGUAGCAAGUGUCUGUCGUGCACGCAACGUUCACCAACCAACGGCUCGCUCGUCAUCAUUGGUGAACGUUGCGUGUACGAGGUGCUCCAUCAUCCUUACGCACAGAGUGGCCACGUCACUGGAUUUCUUCCCUUGGUUUUUCCCUUGCAGGCAUCGACUGUGAGGAUGAACUUAUAUGGCAGAACUGGACGGUCGGCGGUGAGGUGAAGAAGCGGCUGGUGAUCCGGAAUGUCAGCCUGGUCACCCAGACAGUGCAGUACAAAGUGCCCAAGACCAAGCUCUUCAACAUGGACUUCCCCCAGACUAUCAAGCUGCCGCCCGGGAUGGAGAAGGUCCUCAUCGUGGCCUUCAGGCCCAUCAUGUACCAGCCGUACGUCGACUCAAUCGAAAUCAUCACCAAGAAGGGCACCUUCCACGUGGCCGUCAAGGUAGGCACUCAUGCAUUCAUGGGGUCGAAUGGCUGUCGGUGCAUCCCUGUGUCUGCCGGCCAGGCGCUUGUGAGGGAGGCUUCCCUCACCGUCCCAGAGGGCGUGGAUUUCGGUCUCUGUCCCGUGAACGAAGUGACGUCCGUGCCCAUCUACGUCUACAACACGGGCACCCUCCCCUGCCGCUUCCGAUGGCACUCCCUCCCUCCAUUCUCUGUCUCCCCAGCGGCCGGCUGCGUGCCCGUCAGGGGGGCCGUCGAGUGCACCGUGUCCUUCACGCCGGACCGAGCAUCGGUUUACGACGCGACGGUCACUUGUCACGGCCGUGCUGAUGACGGCACAGAUGUUGAUGUGCUGGAGAUCGAGGCUCACGAAGAGGGCCAAGGAGGCCUGUUGCGGCAGAUGGGUGUGACGGGCAUCGCCAAGGUGGCUCACUUGAAGCUGCCCCGCAGCGCCGCGCCCGAGAUCCAUUUCGGGUGUGCAGCCCCGGGGGUGCGGCAGGAGACCAAAAUGUUGGUGCAGAACACAACACCCGUGAGGACGUCGUUUGAGGUGUGCGCCGCGUCGGGCCCUCAUGAGAUCGCUCCCCUGCCUCCUUUGCCCUUUCGUGUGACCCCUACACGGGGCGUCAUCCCUCCUGAGGGCACUCUCGAGCUGAAAUUCGCCUUCCAGAGCUGGACGGUCGGGGAGACAUCGCGGCAGAGAUUCCAGGUGGAUGCGCCCCAGAAUAAUCAGUGGAGAGUGCUGUCGGCAUCCGUGUGUGUGUGUGUGUGUGCCCAGGUGCGGAUGAAGAGCGGAGUGCCUCUCUGUCUCACGUGUGUGGGGCACAUCGACCCCCACCCCGUCACCAUUUCGACACCCAAGCUCUCAUUCGGCGACGUACCGACCGGCAAAAGGGUCGGCAUACCUACCGAGCGCAUGCCUAUCAUUACUAGUCUUUCUCUGCCUGCCUGCCUGCCUCUCUGCCUGCCUUGCAGACGUCCCGUGUGUUUCAGCUGGAGAACGGCAGCCCGCUGCCGCUGCCGUACCACUUUCCCCAGAUGGACCCCGCUGGCACGUCUGUCUUCUUCCUCGACCGGCCCUCGGGCGUCGUUCCGGCCUCCUCCUUCAUCAACAUGACCAUGUACGGCUGGCCCACCGCGGCAGCCAACUACUUCAAAAGGUUCUACUGUCUCGUCAAGGGUACCGAGGGGCCGCUGACCCUCGAUGUCGUCCUGACCUGCUUUGAUCCCGCUCCCAAUGCGCCCAGCCGCCCGGCGCCACUCGCCAUUAGCCAUGUGUGGUCCUUCCGGUGAGUAGCGGGGGAAAGAGCGCUCCGGCUGGCCGUCACGUGUGGAUGUUUGUUUUCCCAUGUGUGAAGUAAGAUGCAGCUUGGCGGCCAGAGAGAGUUCCCGAAGGACGUGCCGCCGCCUGAGAGAGAGGGCGAGACGGCGGUUGUGGCGCCACCUGAGGAGACCCCCACUGCCCUUUACAUGGACCUGCUGCUCGAUGACGCUUCAUCUCUUAGGUGCAUCACCUGGACCGAUCAUGGGAAAAAGACAUACAACGUUGAUUGCAUUGCUUUCUGGCUGGUGUGUGUGCGUGUAGGGACAUAUGUGUGUCGCCUGAUGUGCUCGACUUCGGUUCCUGUUCGCCUCUGACCAUGUCACAGCCACGUGUCGUCACGGUGGCCAACCAGACGUCGCAGAAGGUGUCGUGCGUGUGGCUCAUCCCAGAGCAGACAAAGCCGCCGCUCGACAAAGGCGAUGCGGCGCCCUUCGUGGUGCUCCCGGAGCAAAAGGACAUCCUGCCGCACUCAAGCACGGACUUCAAGUCAGUGAGCCACUCUGCAUAUCAGCACGGCAAAACUCACACACCAUCAAUCCAGCCAGCCAUUCGUCUUGUGUCUCUCUGUCUGAUGAAGGGUGUGCUAUCGGCCGUCAGCCGUGGGCACCUUCGACACCGCCCGUCUGGAGGCCAACGUGUACCCCAAGGUCAACCGCUCCUUUCGUUUGGUGGACGCGCACCGGUUCACGCCUCCUUGGUCGGCCGGCUGCCUCGCCAUGGGCAACUCCUUCGUCGCGGGGGCGAACAAGUACGUGCCGCACAGCGAACUGUCCGAGACGGCCAUCCGAUUCAGGCCAUGUGCCAUUGGUCCGUGAACGGCGUGAAUGGGUGUGUGGGUGGGUUUGUGAGCCUUCCGCUCAGAAGGCAAUGGUCAUGGUGUUGUUGAGUGGAUGUUGUUUUGUGUGUGCGCAGGUGAGGGGCGGUAUCACGUGCUGCAGCUGCGCAACCAGUCGGACACGCCAAUGUCGUACCGCUUCCGGGACGCUCAGCUGGCGGCCAGGCUCCCGUCGACGGAGGACGAAUCGGCCCUCCCGCCGUCAAACCCUUUCAUAUUCAGGUAGCCGAUGAAGAGGCCACGAGUGGGCCACAGAGGGAUAACACGCCCUGUGUGGCGUCUUUCUCAGGGCGUACCCCAAGUGCGGCUGUGUCCCGCCCCACACCUUCCAUCUGCUGCUGUUCGAGUUCCGCCCCACGCAGGCCGCCAACACCACCCCCCUCACCGCCACCUUCCAGCUCGUCCUCAACGAAGAUGACAAGUCUGUCCUGCCCAUCGCUGUCGCAGGCCGCGCGUGGAUGCCGAAAGGCGUCCUGGCACAUGGCAAAUCUGAAAUGGUCAGUCAGACGCAGAAUGGCAAGUCGUGCCUCGUUUCCAUUCAUUUGUGAUGCAUGGCAUGCCAUGACAUGUAUGUGUGUGUACAGUUUUUCCCUCCGACAUGUGCAGGGGUGGCGGGUACGGACGUGGUGCCCCUCCGCAACGCCACCGAGAUCCCCCUGACGUUCUCGUGCCGCCUGCCGCCCAAGGCGACGCCCCACUUCACUCUCCCCUGCCCCAGUGGCUACCUGGGGCCGGCAGAGGAGGUGUCGCUGCCGUGCCAGUUCUACCCCGCUGAAGCCAAGACAUAUGCCACACCCCUCUAUGUGGCUCUACGCGCCGCAGCAGAUGACACACAGGCGAGACGAGGCGAGACACAGACGAGCCCUCGGUCGAUAGGGGAACGUCUGUGUUGUUUGGGUGCCUUGCAGGCGGUGUUGGGUCCGCUGAGGCAGCUGGUGACGCCCCCGCCCGCGCCCUCCCCCCGUAGUUGCGAGUUGGCGCUUCGUCUGGUGGGUCAGGCGACCGGCCCUGUGCUGUCUGUGUCGCCAUGCGACGUUGACCUCGGAGACGUCGCGGCGCUCGAUACUGUCGAAGGACAGGUGGGAAGGGAAUUGGCAUCACUGUCUGGUGCACACACAUGUGUGUGUGUGGGUUUGUGCAGGUGACGCUUCACAACAACUCGACGUCGGCCAUCUACUACACGGUUGAGGUGCAGUUCUGCCCCCAGGAGCCAUCCGACGACCUGUUCGGCCGAUCCACACCUCCACCCAUAGGGCCGCCCUCCGCAUUCGACCAGCCCCAUGACACCGAAACCAACACGGGUAGAGCAAGCGUAAUGGAUGAUACGUCGUGCAUGUGGGAUUUUUGUUUACUGCAGAGCCCGCCGGCACUGCAGCAGCGGCAGCUGCCGCAGCUCCGCCCCAGCACCCCCACUCGCCGCCUUCCCCCCUGCCCCCUCCAUGCGAUGACGAGCUCAACCAGCUGGACAGGCAGCAGACCAGGGGCUCCGUCUACUGGGACCAAGACAGGUCCAGACAAGCCGACGGGGCACUGCGCGUGGCGGCGGGUACAGAGGGCGAUGGCGUCAUAGAGGGCCGCUGCACCGAGAGGAUCCGCUUCACUUUUGCGCCGAUGGUCCGGGGGCCCCAUCAGUACUGCGUCAACGUGGUGCCGUUCGCGCAGCCCUCAGACAAGUUCCUGGAGCGGCGACAGCUGACGUUUCCCAGGAACACCCACCACCGCAGUGAGACGGGAGCAGACACACACUCGCACAGAGGAGUCAUGGAUGGAUGGAUGGAUGUGUGCAGGCGAGCGGCGACCCGAGACAGAGGAGACACUUGCAAUGGAGCUGCAUGCCAGCACCUCGUCGUCGAUGGAGAUGGACGCCAUGGCUGCCGAGGCAGGUGGUGGUGCGUCGCUGAGGCCGCGCACCCGCAGCGUCCACGCGGCUCACGGGGUCAAGUUCUGGGUGGGAGCCAACGUCAUGCACCCAUUCUUCCAGAUCGUCGACAUCCGCUGCACCACCGCCGCCCUCUCGCCCUCCCACCUGUGGGCCUCAUUCCAGGCAGACAACAUCAACAGGCUCUUCCGCAGCGAAGUGACGGACGGUGAGCGUGCCUUCCUGCACGCCAAGGGCAUCGACGCGCGCAAGCGGCAGCUGCGGCAUCUGCAGAGCUUCACGCUCGACUGCGGCGCGUUUCCCAUGGGCGGCGUGCCCCCCUACUUCACCCUCACCCUGCACAACCCCGCCCCAGUUGACGUGUCCUUCCGCUUCCUCACCCCCAAGAAGUUGAGCCUCGAGGACAUUCCCUUAUGGGCCGAUGACCUGGACAUACAGGGGCAGAUGCAGGGGUCGGAGGAGGCGCAUUACGACUUUGUGGAGUCGAAGCGGCUGUUUGAGGUGUCCCCUGCCGCCGGGCGCAUCUCUGCCCGGGGCUCGAUGCAGCUGCGGCUGGCGUACCACCCACUGAAGGAGGGCUCACAUGUGCUGCCGGUGGUGCUGAGUGUCGACAAGGGACACUCGGUGCUGCUCUACUUGACCGCUGCGGCCAUCAUUUACGGUGUGCCCAAGCUGCAAGUCAGGGCGUCAAUAAUGGUAUGUAUGGUGAGGGCGACCUCUAGAGGGUCAGUCGUCUUGCUGGUGGUGAGUGUCCUUGUCUGUCUGUCUGUCUGUCUGUCCGUGUUGGUGCAUGCCAUGCAGCACCUGCAGCCGGUCCCUCUGUCGAUGAACCCCGGCCCCGUCCAGGCGGUCGAGGUGUACAACCGGGGGUCGAGUGCCUCCCACUGGCAGCUCGACCCCUCCUCACUCUCCGACCUCUGCCGCGACAACUUCAGCUUCCAAAUCCUCCAGUGCCAGCCGCUCUCGGGCGUGCUGCAGCCCUUCACCACCACACACAUCCACUUUGUCUUCACGCCGCUGGAGGCCAAGACGUACACCUGCCCAAUCACCAUACGCACACACAAAGAUGACACACCAGAAGCGACGGUAAGUGGCGGAUGGGAGAGGGGGCAGGGGAGGGGAGAAGAUCAUCGACAGCCUACAUACCUAGGUGUGUGCAGGUGUUGGACACGCUGACGUUUGAGCUGCACAUGGAGGGUUACCAGCAGCCUGCCGACGGGUCCGCCCCAAGCGCCCUGCCGUGCGUCGACCGCAAGUUCCCCCCCACCCUGCCAGAUCGCACCUUCACCGCCCCCCCAAGAUGUGCUGCAUUCACCUCCCUCGACGCAGUCAAGUUCUGGAAAUGCCCACCAAAGUAAGCGCAGCACAGCACAGCACGGACCAAUCCAUACACUCACUGGUCAUGAGAUUGUGUGUGUGUCAGUGCGUUUUGUCACCGGCUGCUGGUGUUGUCCAACACGAGUCCGCGGUACGAGAUGCACUUCAGGUGGGACCAGCAGGGGCUGCUCGGCGGAGACGACAACCAACUCGUUAUGAUAGUCCCUUCACAGGGUCAGCCAACCACCACCCACCCUGGCAACCUCAACGAGCCACCCCAGACAGACAGACAGACAGACAGACAAACAGAUGCACACAUACGUCUCCACGUGUGUGUAUGUGUCGUCUUUCUGCCUGUCUGACUGCCUGCAGGUGUGCUGAGGAGCGGCCACCACUGUUUGGUGCAUUUCAUCCUGGCGCUCGACGACCAGCCGCUGGACAUAUCGGGCGAGGUCGCGUGUCGCGUCGAAUGGGUAGCCGCACCCACAACCACCAACGGCGAAGGCAAUGGGCGCACCUCACUCAAGAGGAGGCCAUCGAGAGGUGGGUGGGUUAACGGGGGGCACACAGGCGCGCCGUAUGUCUGUGCGCCGUGCCAUGCAGACGACCCCCAUGAGGUGUUUGCGACCCACAAAGUGCACGUGCACGAGCCAGUCUACUCGAAGCUCGACCCCGCCUCACAGCAGCGCACCGGACCGCACCGGUCGGUCGUCAGCCGACUCACGCGCUCGCGCUACUUCGCACUCAGGGCCACCAAGGGGGGCCAGAGAUGCCUCGAGAACCAGGUAGGUACUGCUGGGAAGAAAGACAACCAGCCGCUGCAUGCCCAUGUGGUGGGUUGGCAUGGAUGUCACUUAGUUCGAUUCUGAGUUCACCAAGGUGUCGAGUAGCCACGACAGCAAGGGCCGCUCCAACGCGUCGGCGGCCGCCACGGUGGGCGACGAGGACGUUCUCGAGGACCCCACACAAGUCGGCGCCACUCUGCCCUCCAAGGCGCCUCUCUACGUGCGGGUGGAGGUCCUCGCCGGCUCGUUCACUUGCGAGGGAGGUGAAGCGGACGACAGAUUUGUGUGUGUGCCGCCGCUGGCUCUACCCAAUUACGAUGAGUUGGUGGUGGGGUCUGAGGAGGUGAGCCCCACGGCCACGGACGAGUCGGCCGACAUGGCCAGCAGACGAUCCUCCAAGAUGCCCGACAAUAAGAGGAAACAGCACCUGGAGGUGCCAUCGGUAGGUAGGCCCAGGGAUAUAACCACAGGGUCUCCUUUCUCGCAGGCAGAGGAGUAUGUUAUGUGUCUCGUUGGCGCAGGAGUAUGAGGCCGCCGCUACCCACGAGGAGACCGACACCUCCCCCAGUGCAUCCACCUCCCCCCGGCCACACGAGCAUACGGACGCCUUCCACUCGCUGCCUCUCGCCGAGCGGGCGGCACCCGUCAUCCAGCACAUCUUCACGGAGCUCUUCAGGGCGGCGCUGGCCGACCCCAGUCUGCCGGGGCUGAUCCAGGACAUGCUCCGGCAGCCACCGCCCCUCUGCCGGCAGUUCCACGACUCGCCCGCGCCCACUCCGCCACCCGUCGACCCUUCAUUUCCUCUUGAGGAGAAAGGCGGAGAGCGGGCGCUUGAUUUGGCACACCAAGGGGAAGUUGAGACGACACAUGCGACUGCAGAUGCGGAUCAAGUGGUCGAGGAAGGGCAAGAACAGCAGCAGCAGCAGCAGCAGCAGGAGAGCGGGCCGCCAGACGAGCGGCUUGAGCAAGAGCAUGACGAGGAAAUUGGAGAAGAGGAGGCUCCAAGAGAGGAGGGCGAGGAGACAUCACCUGACGAGCAGGAGCAUCACGACGCAGAUGAGCAGGGCCCAGAAGAAAGCGAGAAGCCCCCACAAGCAGCGACGGAAGAGGCCCCGGCUGCAGCAGGCGAGCAGCCGAUGGACACCAGCUUGCUGCAUCACAACUGGUCACCUCUGACGAUGGACUACUUCGGAGACAACCCCAGCCACAUCACCGAACUCAGGGUAGGCUAUCCGUCAACCUCCACAUACGCAUGACAGACACCGACACAACGUGCGACACCGACCGAUUGGUUUUGGGUCGGUUGGGUUGAUCGAUCAGGAGCAGCUGCAACGGCGAAGGGCGUCUGCGGCGAGUGUGGAAGAGGAGAUCGUCGAGAUGGGUUGGGGGGACCACGGCCGGCGGCCUUUGCGUGAGUUGGCCAUUGAGCUUCAGAGUCUGCCGACUGUCUUGUCGGAGAUCUACCGUGAGAUGUUGGCAGAGCUGCUGCAGGACAUUAUCGAUAAGAGGACGCCACUUGCUGAGUAGCGAGCACCUGCGUGGGCGCUGUGCGCGUGUCCACGAAAGUGUGUCCUCGAGGUGUGUUGCGUGAGUUUGUGCUCAAUCGCUAUAUAAAGCUGGAUGCAUCCAUGUUAGCUGACAGUGUCAAGGAUCGAAGGACCUGUG
This is a messenger RNA of Vitrella brassicaformis, 8391 nucleotides long. Lineage: Eukaryota; Vitrellaceae. The record is from the annotation of a GenBank genome assembly.